Neurospora tetraspora is the source of this 1476-nucleotide messenger RNA. Its product is annotated as arginase family-domain-containing protein. Bases 143 to 1321 code for a protein of 392 amino acids. Gene Ontology annotation, molecular function: metal ion binding; agmatinase activity. NCBI's taxonomy places the organism in Eukaryota, Fungi, Ascomycota, Sordariomycetes, Sordariales, Sordariaceae. The transcript has 6 exons. The record is from RefSeq and is a predicted model, not a curated record.
AUCGAUGACGAUGGAGGACUUCCAACGAGACACUACAACAAAUAUCGAUAAAAGCCCGUGAUCCCAACCCCUCUCCAGAUUUCGAGAGGACCGCUUGUCUCUCGUCUAUCGUUGAGACUUACUAUUAGGAGACUCGAACGAAAUGUUACGCUCAAGCUUCAUUGCCUCUUGCCUUGCUGCUGCGGUGGCAGCACAUGGCGACCAUAGUCAAAAGGUCGUGGCCGGUCCGCAUCAAGGCUUGUGGUACAAUACGUUGCCGGGAGAUGGAGGCACUCAGGCAGAUUCCGUCUUCUCCGGCAUCUCGACCUUUGGCCGUCUACCAUACCUACCAUGUCUAGCCAGCAAAGAUAUCAACUACGACAUAGCCUUUAUCGGCGCCCCCUUCGACACCGGCACUUCAUAUAGACCCGGUGCUCGCUUCGGUCCAUCGGGAAUACGUCAGGGAUCACGUCGUUUAAACCUCUAUGGCGGCUACAACGUCCCCCUAGCCACCAACCCCUUCAACAGCUGGGCGACCGUAAUCGACUGCGGCGACAUCCCCGUGACCUCGUACGACAACACCUUCGCCCUCUCGCAGAUCGAACAAGGCCACCACUCCAUCCUCUCCCGCGCCCCCACCACCGACUCCCACCAACCGGGCCCUUCCCUCUCGGGAAAAACCCUCCCGCGCGUCAUCACCCUCGGAGGCGACCACACCAUCACCCUCCCCCUUUUGAGGAGUAUCAACCGCUCUUACGGCCCCGUUUCGGUCAUCCACUUCGACAGCCACCUGGACACGUGGCGGCCCAAAGUCUUUGGGGGCUCGCCCUCGGAGGUCGCUUCAAUAAACCAUGGGACGUACUUUUAUCAUGCGGCGCAGGAGGGUUUGUUGAGGAAUGAUAGUAAUAUCCAUGCGGGCAUCAGGACGACGCUGAGUGGGCCGAGCGAUUAUGAGAAUGAUGGGUAUUGCGGGUUUGAGAUUGUGGAGGCGAGGGAGAUUGAUACGAUUGGGACCGAGGGGAUCAUAAACAAGAUUAGGGCGCGGGUGGGGACCGAGAGGCCGGUUUAUUUGAGUUUGGAUAUUGAUACGCUUGAUCCUGCUUUUGCCCCAGCUACUGGUACCCCCGAGACCGGCGGGUGGUCGACUCGUGAGCUCAGGACGAUUUUGAGAGGGUUGGAGGGAAUCAAUAUCAUUGCUGCUGAUAUUGUGGAGGUUGCGCCUGCCUACGAUACCAACGCUGAGCACACGACCAUGGCGGCAGCUGAUGCCUUGUACGAGAUCAUGAGCGUCAUGGUCAAGAGAGGACCGCUCAGCGUAACCAGUGCGCCGCGCGAUCUUUAGAGCGUUGACAGAUGAGGUACAAGACGAACAGGUUGCCGACCAACCUGAAGAUGGGGUGUGGCUCUGCGCUUAGAGUGGGUGAAACCUCUUUGGGUUUAGGUAUGAGGUGACAGGAAUAUCAACAUUCCAAAUUCAGAUUGAGUGACUUUCCAUUG